Diachasmimorpha longicaudata is the source of this 2153-nucleotide messenger RNA. It is a transcript of the gene Jabba, whose product is annotated as jabba. Bases 354 to 1655 code for a protein of 433 amino acids. Lineage: Eukaryota; Metazoa; Arthropoda; Insecta; Hymenoptera; Braconidae. The record is from RefSeq and is a predicted model, not a curated record. The transcript has 9 exons.
CGGUGGUCAUCGUUGGAUCUUUCAACAGAAAUCAAUCAUAUUGUUACACAUCCACAACUGAUGCCGAUACCAACAUUCAAUCGUCGCUCAUCACCGGCGUAAACCAGUUGAGCCGCUUGCGGCAUAAAAAAGUACCAUAAAAUGCGAAAAUAAAUGUUGAAGAUCACUCAAACAAAUAUUUCCACUGAUUAAUUCAUCAAUUAAAUACUUAGAAUUAAUUUUGAAACCGAUAGAAGUGAAGUCUCUUCUCCAAGCAUUGUCAAAAAGAUUCUGCCGCUACCCAUUGUCUUUUAACGAAGUUUUUUUUCGCCGUUCCAGGGAGGAGAACGACAACGUCAACAUCAUCUCAUACGAUGGCUGAGGGACUCAUCGACAACACAAAAUAUCUACUGACAUCGUGCCUCACAGUCCUUUCUCAGAUGUCAUUGGGCCAGGUAUUGCUUCGUGUUCUGGACCGAGGCUUUUGGAUCAUCGAAAAAUCGGCUCAAUGGAGUCUUCCCUAUCACGAGUCAGUAACUGAGGAGAAUGGAAAGUUCUUUCAGAGCAUGGAGCUCGUUAGACCUCUUCCCUGGGUGCUCUUCCUCCCGGGAUUGAUUCUACUCCGUCUAUUCCGACUUGAAUGGAAUGUUGGAGCUUUAGUCUUUGGGUAUCCAACUAUUGAGCCCAGUGAUAUCGUCAAGUAUGUUCAGAAGACUAGAAGACGUCUAAGAUCGAUCAAGGCCAAUGGCAUCAAAACACAAAGGCAGAAACGAGGCGCCAAUAGUCGUCCCCUGGAAACGAGUCUGCAAGAGGCGAACAGAAGUCUGAUUAAAUCCAUCCAAUUAACCCUGUCCAGUCUUUCGUGUCUUGAUAACUCCAAGUCGAAUCACUCGCCUCCACCCACCAGGAUUCAAGUUAGCGUAAAUCAUGAAAUGUCAAUAACUUCUGAUGAGAAAUCUGCUACCGAAUCGACAAUCACUGCCUUCAGGACAAUAGAUCAAAAGAGAAAGUACGCCCAGAUAAGUUCAGAUGAUGAAGAGACUGAUGAAUCAGAGGAAGAAAAUUUGAACUCGAAGAUUGAGCGUCUGGCACGUGAGAGUAGCAUUGAUGAUGAGGACUUUGAACCCGAGGAAAGUUCUGACAAUGAAAAAUCGAGUGAAACCGAUGAGGAAGAUGAGGAGGAGAAGAUAUCUGAUCAUGAAGUCAAUGAUUUGAUACAGGAAAAUAAAAAAUCGUUGGCUACCCACAAAUUCCUUUUUUCUAACAGCAUUAAGCACACAGAUAAUGACAGCCAGGAUAUGUGUCCCACCAACAAUAAACAAAAUCCAGAGAUCGAACUUAUGGAGGAGCAACGGGAAUAUUUCUCCCCACUGAGUGGGGAUGAUGGGGAAGCUGCUUUUUAUUCACCAAUCAGCUCCAAGAGCUCGAGUCCAGAAAGGGUUUUACGCACGUUUAAAGGACAUGAAGAAAACUACCAAGCCACCGGGACAGAAACAGUAAACCAUAAUUAUGAUGCUGAUGUGGAUACUAAAGUUAUCGAGAAAAGCAAUGGACGUGCAGAAACGAGUGGAUCAAUACCAAUAAUAAAUCCAAACAAAUGUGCACCAAAAUUCCAACAUAAAUCGUAUCAUCAUAAGGGAAGAAGAAUGAGCCAUGGAUGUCGCAAGAAGAAAUAAUACCUCAGAGGGUGACUUUCAUUUGAUUACGCAUCUACUGACAUGAAAAAGAGGUUCAUCAUCUCGUCUCACCUGUCGCGUUAUGGCUCCAUUCUUCCUCAUGGCUUACUAUGUUCUAAUUACUCAUUGAUAAUCUUUUUUACAAACUUUUACUAUUAUGAUAAAAUAAGAAAGCUAUUUAUACAAAUUAUCAUUCAUUACAAUUCAUAAUUGCACGGUUCCAAUUUUUGUAUAUGACUUAGUCACUUAUAUCAAUAACUUAUUUAAUUAAUUAGUUGUAAUCUUUAUGUGUUACUCUGUGUUAUUCAAAUUCAGGUAGGAAAUUCUAUCCAAUGAAUUAAAUAUUGAAGAAGUGGCAAUUUGUUAAGAGUGAAUGUUCUUUAACUGUUUGUCGAAAGGGGAUUUAAUGAAAUAUUUUCAUAAAGCUCUUUAGUCGUUCACCUUUGGAGCUUAAUAAACAAAUAAAAAUUCUUAUAUCAUGGGAGUGAAGACUCUAAA